AUGAAGCCAAGGAAGGGUUACAUUCAACAUGAAGAUUUGCUCUAGUUACAAAAAGUUAAAGAUUAUGUAUACAGAGAGUAUGAUUUGGAUAAGUUAAGGAGAAAUUGUGUUGAGACUAAGCUUAAAAACUGCAUGGAUUUCCAUGAUACAAAUGUAGAGUAUAGUAUCCAAAAUAUAAAAAGAUGGAAAAAAGAGCAAGAAUAGCUCACUGCAAUAAAAUCAAGUGUUCAAAUUUUCCCAGAAAAAACUAAAGCACCUAAGAGCCCAUAAUUGCUUUAAUAGUCAACAAUUAAAGGCGGUUUACCUUAGAUGCUAAUGGGAAAUGAUUCAGGCUACAAAACCAAAUAUCUUCAAUCUGGGUAAUCUCAACCAAACAGUCCCAGGAUAAAUGAAUUGUUCGACACUUCUGCAAAUAAUAUUUUAAUGGAUCAGUUAAUGUCCUUUCAAAGUAUAUCGCUUAACAAUCUCUAGAAUCUCAAUGAAUCAAAUUUACCUUAAAUUCAAGAUUUUAGAUCAUUCAGUGCAAUUAAAGAUGAUAAAAGUAUGCUAUCAAUGAAGUGGAGCUUUCCUGUGCAUCUUGAAAACUAAAACAAUUAUAAUAAGCUAAAUAUAAAAAAGCAAGCAACUAUUAACAAUUUUAAUAUCAAUUCCUAAGACUUUGAAAACGAUUUCAAUAGCCGCUAAAAUACUGCUAUUAAACUUAAGCCAAUCAAUAACUAUAGAAUAAAAUCUGAGCAAACUUCUCCUCCUCAAAUGUCUUCAUUUAGCAUCAGAUUAAAUUUAAAUACUGCUUUUGGCUUAAAUUCUCGCUAUGAAAUGUCAGAGGAUAAUAAGCUUAUAGUGCUUGAUGAUAAAAAAAUAUAUCCAAUUCAACACUAAAAGAUUAGGAUGCCUGUGUCAAGCAGUUUAAAAAAAGCGAAAAGAAGACAUAUUAAUCUCUCUCCUUUUGCAGAAGACAACUCUCCUGAUGUCUAAAAUUUUUGA
Messenger RNA from Stylonychia lemnae, 984 nucleotides. NCBI's taxonomy places the organism in Eukaryota, Ciliophora, Spirotrichea, Sporadotrichida, Oxytrichidae. The record is from the annotation of a GenBank genome assembly.